Molecule: messenger RNA, 546 nt
Organism: Puccinia triticina
Lineage: Eukaryota; Fungi; Basidiomycota; Pucciniomycetes; Pucciniales; Pucciniaceae
Exons: 2
Coding region: 1-546 (181 amino acids)
Source: RefSeq, a predicted model, not a curated record
AUGCACCAGGCAAUCAGGGAAGAUGACCUCUGGUUGGCUGCUUGGCUGAUGCAAAAAAUUGUCCAGAAACCGUACAAACUUACCAAAGAUCAAACCAAAUUGCUUGAAGCGGAACAGAUCCACCGAUUCAACCUAGCCCAUACAGCAUUUCUAGCAUUGAUAUCAACCGCACAAAAUGAUGCCCAAGAAGACUUCAACAACUGGUUCCAAAAAGGAUCAACUUUUGAAUCCAUCGAACAAGCCAGUUGGAAAAAACACUCAGACGGGCCAGAGAUCUUGAAGCUACGCAAGGCAAUCAAAGCGUAUGCUCGCGCCGCAGGCUACCUCACCAAAAUCAUAUCAAUGUCAAACCAACCUACUAUGAAAGCAACUGAAGCAAUAGAAAUGGAGGAAAACGAAGCGAUUGAAAUGGAGGCCAUGGGGUCAGCUCCAAGUGCCAAAACUAUGGAAUGUGCCAAGUUGGAAGAUGAAGAGUGGAUCAUCAUCCGACAAGAGGAGGCACAAAAGGGUGGUUAUUAUGGCUUACAGUGGUCGACUGUCAAAUAG